Messenger RNA from Dunckerocampus dactyliophorus (ringed pipefish), 4808 nucleotides. It is a transcript of the gene elmo3, whose product is annotated as engulfment and cell motility 3. The record is from RefSeq and is a predicted model, not a curated record. NCBI's taxonomy places the organism in Eukaryota, Metazoa, Chordata, Actinopteri, Syngnathiformes, Syngnathidae. The coding region runs from base 288 to 2432 and encodes 714 amino acids. The transcript has 21 exons. Gene Ontology annotation, biological process: actin filament organization; cell motility.
AAUGGAAGGUCUAUACGUCCUAGCCAACUUUGCGAAAAGAAAAUCUCUACACGAGCUACUUAACUAACCCGGAACUUUAUUAUAAUCCAGAAAACAUACCUCCCGGCACAGGAGCUGUUUUAUAGCCAGCGCAGACAUUUAUGUAGGAAUUGUGGACUUUUUAAAGCUGACUUUACUCCUUCUGAGUGGCUGCAAAUGUUCGUCGCUGCGAGGGCAACGGUUCCUACGGGAGAGAAAGCCUCGACUUGUCUUUUCUAAUCAGUGUGGUGGAGUCCAGACGUGCCAAAAUGCCGCAGCAGAAAGACAUAGUGAAGAUAGCCAUCCAGAUGCCGGGGGCCUACCCCCAGCUCAUACGACUGGACCAGAAAAAGCCCCUGUCAGCUGUUAUCAAGGAGGUCUGUGAUGGCUGGAAUCUCCCAGGUCAUGACAACUACGCCCUGCAGUAUGCCGAUGGAGUGCAGACAUACAUCACUGAAUCAAAUCGUCUGGACAUUAAGAACGGUUGCAUUUUGCGUCUGACCAAGGCCCCGGGGCGCUGUGCUGAGGACUUGUUCAAGGGCAUCCAGAGCUUGGACUUGGGCGUGCGAUGUGAUUCGUUGAAGCAACUGGCGAGCGUUGCCACAGACGUGACCUUCGCUCAAGAGUUCAUCAGCCGAGACGGACACAUCUUAUUGGUCAAGAUAGUGGAGGAUUCUAAUGAGGGUGCUCUUAUCAUGACUCACACGCUGACAGGCUUUAUGGAGCUGAUGGAUCACGGCAUCGUUUCUUGGGAAAACCUGUCAUCAAUCUUCAUUGAGAAGAUCGCUAGUUUUGUCAACACCAAAGUGGCGGAUGCAUCAAUCCAGCAGGUGUGCUUAGACAUCCUGGAGAGCAUGGUCCAGAGCAGCCACAGCCUCUUCCUGCAGGUCAAACAAGUGGUUACCAUGGAGAGGCUCAUCGCGCACCUCCAGACGACCAAUCAGCAGAUCCAGACCAAAGCAAUGGCUCUACUUAUGGCUCUGCUGCAAACAGCGGGGGAUGCCGACAGACAGGAAAUGUUUGCAUACAUGAAUAAGAAGAACCUCCGUCAGUACAUUUACAAGAACAUCAUCCACAGUUCUGGCUCAGUCCAGGACGAAAUGGCCCACUACCUCUACGUCCUACAAUCAGUGACCUUGAAUCACCUGGAGCCACGAAUGAGGACGCCGCUGGACUGCUACAGCCAAGAGCAGAGAGACAUCCUUCACGGUCUGCGGCAGGCAGCCUUUGAGACGGAGAGUGAAAACAGCCUGAGCCACGAGAGGAGACGUUCCCUCUGCGCCAAAGAGUUCAAGAAGCUGGGCUUCUCUAACAACAGUAAUCCCGGUCAGGAUUUGGUGCGAACGCCUCCUGGUCUUUUAGCUUUGGACACCAUGUUUUAUUUUGCGACUCGCAACCCUGAUGCUUACAGCAGGUUUGUCUUGGAGAACAGCAGCAGGGAGGACAAGCACGAGUGUCCGUUCGCUCGGAGCAGCAUCCAGCUUACGCUCAUCUUGUGUGAAAUCCUUCGCAUCGGAGAGCCCCCCUCGGAGACGGGAUCCGACUACCACCCCAUUUUCUUCAGUCAGGACCGGCUGCUGGAGGAGCUCUUUUGUGUGUGCAUCCAGCUGCUCAAUAAGACUUGGAAGGAGAUGAGAGCCACGCAGGAGGACUUUGACAAGGUCAUGCAGGUGGUACGGGAGCAGAUCACGCGCACACUGUCCACCAAGCCCACCUCUCUGGAGCUCUUCAAGAUCAAAGUGAAUGCCCUGAACUACAGCGAGAUCCUCAAACUGAGGCAGACGGAAAGACUGCACCAGGAAGAGACGCUUGCUCCGCCUGUACUUGAACUCAAAGAGCGUCUAAAGCCUGAGCUGCUUGACUUGAUUCGUCAGCAAAGACUCAACAGACUGUGUCAAGGAACCAUGUUCAGAAAGAUUAGUAGCCGACGCAGACAGGACAAACUGUGGUACUGCCGUUUGUCACCCAAUCACAAAAUGCUGCAUUACGGCGACGUGGAGGAGGACACGGAAAAUCCCCCGAUUGAGACCCUGCAGGAAAAGAUUCCGGUGGCGGAUAUUAAAGCUGUGCUGACGGGCAAAGACUGUCCUCACAUGAAGGAGAACAAAGGCAAACAGAACAAGGAGGUGCUGGACCUGGCCUUUAGCAUCACCUACGACGUGGAGUACAGCCUCAACUUCAUCGCCCCGUCCAGAACUGACUUCUGUCUGUGGACUGAUGGACUCAACGUCCUCCUGGGCCGGGAGAUGAGCAGCCAAUCCAUGCGCAGCGAGCUGGACAUACUCCUCUCCAUGGAGAUUAAGCUCCGCCUCCUGGAUUUAGAGAACGUCCCCAUUCCUGAGAGCGCACCCGCCGUGCCCAAACCGCCCAGCAACUACAAUUUCUGCUACGACUUUAGCCAAACGGAGCAGUAGAGUGUGCACCACCAGUGUGUGUCUGUGUAAAUAUAUGGUGUGUGUGUGCGCGCGUGUUUGUGAGUGUGCGCACACUUUUUUUUUUCCACUUAAUGACAACAAAAACAUGAACUGUGCUGCUGCUGUGCUCAUCCCACAUAGCUUGACUGAAGUGCAAUUUUGCUUUAUUUUUUUUACCAAUCUACAGAUUUUUGUCUGACCAUCAAGUCUUUGUGGAAAAGAGUUAGACCCCAUGAUCUUAUUAUACUGUGCAGAAGCACCAAAAAAGACCUGUACUUUAAUUUUUUUGUAAUGAUUACACUAUAUUUUACCAAUAAUCUGUUUGAUUUAUGGAAUAUCCCUGCGUGUAAAUCGGCUUAUUGAGGCAAUAGAUUUGUCUCAUAAAACUGGCUGUACCUUAAAAAAAUAUAUAUAUUUUCAGUGUUCAUCUUAACAAGGUAGAGCCUAAAAUAUCCCUUUUUGUGAAGACAUAUGGUACACAUUGGAUAAAUGAACAUACUGUAGGUACACCAUUCCUAGUAUAUUGUAAAGAUUUCAUAAAUGAUGUAUUUUAAACAGGGUACGGAUAUGUUGUCUGCUUCAAUUCCCAACAUCCUGUGCUGUUGCUGACACCUUGCAGGCUUCACUACAAUCCUUGUGUGAAGGGACGCGAUUAAAUUCACACAGUUUGGAUGCUUUAACAUGCAUUUGUCAUGCCACUCUGCUUUAUUUUUUUUUUAACUGCUUAUAGGAGAUUAUUCAUCAGUCACAGUCAUCAUGGUUGGUGCAUUGUGUCAAAAUACCAUCGACUAGACAAGUAUCUCAGGGUCUUGUUCACGAAUGAGGGAAGGUUGGAGUGUGAGGUCGACACGCGGAUCGGCGCAGCGUCUGCAGUAAUGCAGUCGCUGUACCGGACCAUCGUGGUGAAGUGAGAGCUGAGCCGGAAGGCAAAGCUCUCAAUUUACCGGUGAAUCCAUGUUCCCACCCCCACGAGCUUUGGGUCGUGACCGAAAGAACGAGAUCGCAGAAAAUAGGGUGGCUGGACUCACCCUAAGCGAUAGGGUGAGGAGCUCGGCCAUCCAGGAGGGGCUCAGAGUAGGAGCCAGUUGAUGUGGCCAGGGCAUCUGGUCCAAUUGCCUCCCGGACGCCUCCGUGGUGAGGUGUUCCGGGUAUGCCCAGCCGGGAGAAGGCAGUGGGGCAGACCUAGGAUACACUGGAGGGAUUGUGUCUCACAGCUGGCCUGGGAGCACCUUGGUGUCUUCCCGGUGGAGCUAGAGGAGGUGGCUGGAGACCGGGAGGUCUGGUCUUCCCUGCUGAGGCCGCUGCCCCUGUGACUUGGACUCACAUAAGUGGAACAAAAUGGAUGAACCACAGACUCAUGAUUUACAUGCUAGUUGGGAGACUCUUUUUUUAUAAUAAUAAUGCAGGAUCUAACAUCUGUUAAAAAAAUAAAGUUAAAGGUCUCACUUUUUUUUUUUUAUGAUGAGUGCAUGGCUAGCACCAUGAAAUGUUGAGGCUGCGCACUGAGUGGUGAUUGCCAUCUAAAUACAACUUAAUUAGCAUCAACAGAAUACAUCUGUUUAUACAUUAUGUCUUAUUUAGAGUAUAUACCAGUAUUUCGUAAUUAUUCCUCACUGAUCACAUGCUCCUGCAGCCUUGCAAGGAGCGUUUCAUAUUUAAUUCACCCAUUGGAAUUGCUGUGAAUAAUGGAAGUUGAUUGAAGGUUUGAAAAUAGAUAAAUCGAUGUGCAUACCUAAUAAGUAAAGCCAUGUAUUUUUGGGGUGCACCCUGUACAAAGGCAUGUCGUCACCCACCUGAACAGAAUAUCCCUCACAAGUUGCAGAUGACCCUGCGUUGUGGACAAUGUGGUGAAGCUCGAGCCUCCGUAUUUGUUGAGGAACAUCCAAUCAGAGAGUCAAGUCAGUCCCGCUGUGCAGCUUGUAAUGGACAUUUUCCAAAAAGGGCAGCUGUGACUGAAUGAGGUCCACAGUGGUUCCUGAGACACUGUUGCACAUGGACACGUCCAGUGUUUUGAGUCGCUUGCAGUGCUGAGCCAGCAGGAACAAAGAUCUGCACAUCCAUACAUCAGUCACUAAAUUUGGGACUUGAAGACGUAGUACUUGGAGCAAAGUGCUGACUUACUUGUCAGUGAUGUUAUUGCAAGCGGAGAGGUCGAGAUGCUGCAGUCUGGGGAGGUGUGGGGCCGCCUGUGCUACGCCGUGGUCACUGAUGUGUGCACAGUAGCUGAGGUCCAGGCUGGUGAGGCUGCGGCAGUGUCGGGCUACGUCUGACAAACUGGCGUCUGUAAUUUCAGGCAGCAUGGACAGAGACAGAUGUUGGAGGUCUGGGUAGCGCACCACCUGCAUUCAAAACAAGUCAUGAGUCCUGUUUUUUUUU